This is a messenger RNA of Emys orbicularis (European pond turtle), 3076 nucleotides long. Its product is annotated as KIAA1210 ortholog. The transcript has 12 exons. Bases 179 to 3076 code for a protein of 965 amino acids. The record is from RefSeq and is a predicted model, not a curated record. NCBI's taxonomy places the organism in Eukaryota, Metazoa, Chordata, Testudines, Emydidae.
AGUUCAGCAGAGACUGUGGGCCUCUGAUCAGGAACUUUAUCUGGCUAGUAAUUGCAUCGGCAUGCUGGCUUUCUUGUGUAUGUGUGUGGGCAUUUGGGGAGCAGAAUUCUAAGCUGCAGAACCUUUGUGCUGGCAUCCACACGUGAGUAUGAAUUAAACAUAUCUCACUUGAAGGACCAUGGCUGGAUUCUACAAUUGCCUGAAAAGUAAGAAUGACUACAUCAUGGCUACAGGGCCAACAGAUGUCAUACAGCCACCAGAGGCCGGGGAGACAACUGAGGAAUGUGCAGGAAAGAAAAAAUCCAAAUUUCAGACUUUCAAGAACUUUUUUGCUAAGAAGAAAAGGAAAGAAUCUCCAGCUCCCAGGGGGGAGAGUAAUUUAAAACCAAGCCAGUCCAGCAGCGAUGUCAGCAUCCCUGCGCCCGAUACUAUUGCUCUUCAUUCACCAACUGAGCCGGGAUCCAAAGGAAGCAUGGGAAACAAAGCCUUGUCACAUGACAGUGUCUUUAUUUUUGAAUCUGCGCCAGAAAACACAGCUGGUGACAUGUCCUCUCAGGAAAACAUACCUGGGAAAGUGAAAACAUUACAGCUCCAGUUACAACAGAACAUCAGACUUGGGUCUUCUCCUCUUGUUAUAACUGGCAGGAAAUUGGAAGACACAGGUGCUGUUUCAGAAGAUGAUGGAUUACCUAAAAGCCCUCCAGAAAUCUCCACUCUUCAUGAAGUUCUAACAUGUUCACCAAGCAAGUCCUCCAACCCUGUUCAGCGCCAUAGCUCUUUGAGUUUAGGUGGGACAGACAGUGAAGAUGAACAGGUACCCUCUGAUGCUUCCUCUAGACCUGUCAGCCCUUUGUCCUCUAUGGUGCUUGUGAUUCCAGCCACACAAGCCAGCGGCUUGCUUCCCGUUGACUUCAACACCCCUGCCAGUCCCGUGGGCUGCCUGGAUACCUCGGCAGCUAGGCACAGGAUAGCAAUAAACCCACGGAAACAGAGAGUUUUUACCAGUAAGAACCAGCAAACCCCUCUGGAACAACUGGAAAAGGAACAGAGUCUUCCUGUAACUGCAGAAAAGAAAAGUACAACAAAAUUCCUUGAUGCUGACCAGUAUGAAAAUUGGGCAGGUUCAUUGGUCUGGGAGGAGAAUAAUGGAAAAGGAAGUGGUGCUAAGGAGACACAGGCCAUAACAAAGACUGACAAUUCCACAAGUAACCCUCGGAAUUCUGUAUCCCCUGCAGACAUAGUUUGUACUUUGCUAGAAGAGGAUGUAUGCCCUAUAGAAACAGACCAUCAAUCUAAAGUAACAGUGUCCUUUCCAAAUGUGCAGUCUUCUCUAGCAAAGUCUGAGGAGGAGAACAAGGCAGAGGAAGUACUGGUACCUUACUGCUCUGAUGAAUCUAUUGGUGAAUUCAAACUACUUCUGCAAAAUACUGAUGAAGUAAUUGAACUUUUUGAAUCUCUACAGACUGAACCAGAAGCAAUUGUAUUUCAGGACACAUUAGCAUCUGACUUGUAUGGCAUUUCCAUGGAAAAGGAGGAUGCCACAAAGGUAUCCUUAAAACAACCUGUAGACCAAAGUGACAAAGAGCCUGGAGACGGUGGUGUGGCACUUGUAGGAAAAGUGGAAGAUCAGCCUUGUACCGAUGAGAACAACUUCCUCUGGCCUGAUUCAGAUCCUGCAGGGUGCGUUUCCCAGGUUCUUUUAGCCACUUUGGAGACGUCCUCUGAAGUAGAGUGCAUGGCUGUUUCAGUGCCUGAAAAUACCCCAGCAGCAGAAGAUGAUAAAGACAGGUGCAAAGUUACGGAACUUCAGCCAACCAAAGACAAUGUAGAUUCAACAACAUCCCUACAAAAAGACUCAGUUGUGUCUGUGUCAGAUAUAGAUCGAAUGUUGCCUCAGAGUAAAGUGAACAAGGAGCUACAUUUGAAAUCAGAAAUGCAUUGUCCUGUUUCAAAGGCUCGCCAAAGCAAUCAGGAGACAGAUGCAUCCAACAACUUGGAAAAACAUUCCAUCGGAUGCCUUGCCUCCUCCAGUUUGGCUGGCUUCAAGAGUUGUAUCCCUCUUAGUGGUGACAGUCAGCAGAACCAGUUAGGCGGCGUAACUUCUCAAGAGAAAACAAGGAAAGAAAGCAAAUCUCCAGAGGAAAAUAUAAAGAGUCCAUUGAAAUCUGCUGCUACAAAACCAGUUCGAUUUACUAUUGCUCCUGCUUGGCAAAGAUCUCUUUCGGGGGGUUCAAAUUCCAAGGAAGAUUCCUGUGCUAGAAGCUCCCCAUCCUCUCCCAUAAGACCAGAGUUGUUUGAAGGAACAGCUCACUUAGAUACCACCAGGCAAGAGUCUACAAAAAACAACCCUGAAGGGUUUGAGAGGGAUAAUGAGAGCAACAAGGCCAGUUUGAAUUCUUCCAUGGAGGGGGCUGAGCAUGAAACACAGAAUGCUGAAAACCCAUUUGGGAUCAGACUGAGAAGAACAUCCUCUUUGCUAAAGUACCACAGUGAAUCUCCAAAGCAGAUUCCAUUAGCUGUUCACACCACCUCUUCUGGUUCUGUCAAGGAGGAUCAAAAAUCAGUAGGCACUGGGAGGCCACCUCACAGCCUUCCAGGCAACCAGAAAGCUUUAGCUAAAAAAUCAGCUGUCGUGGAAGAGAAAAAUGCCCCCAAAACAAAACCUGAAGAAGUCUCAAAGAAGCAACACUCUGAACCAGCUUGGGUCUCCAUGGCAAAACUAAAGCAGAAAGGUUUCCAGGGUCAUCCUCUUGCCAAAGGACAUAAAAGGGAGGACAAAAUGGAUCAAGAUGAGCGAGUGACCUGUGCUAGUGAGAAUUUAUUGGGGAAGAACCUAACUCCCAGCCUGUGCGCUCAGGAGAAGAAAUCACAAAUGAAGACCACUAUGUCUGCUACAGCAGCAGUUACACUUGGACCUAUGGCUCAGGAAGCGUCUGUGGUUCCCACCACUGAAAAGGAAACGAGACAAUCCUGUAAUCUGCCAAUGACACCAUGCAGCUCUACUGAACCACCCUGGCUGUCCCUGGCCAAGAAAAAAGCCAAAGCUUGGAGUGAAAUGCCUCAGAUUGUUCAAUAG